AUGGAGACUCUGUCCCAGGACAUUCUUCUGGAAUGUCAGAUUUGUUUCAAUUACUACAGCCCCCGGCGGAGGCCCAAAUUGCUGGACUGCAAGCAUACCUGCUGCUCUGUUUGCCUUCAGCAGAUGAGGACCAGCCAGAAAGACUUGCGGUGCCCGUGGUGCCGAGGCAUCACUAAACUGCCGCCGGGCUUUUCCGUCUCCCAGCUGCCCGACGACCCAGAGGUCAUUGCCGUGAUUGCGAUACCCCACACUUCAGAGCACACUCCCGUCUUCAUCAAACUUCCCAGCAAUGGCUGCUACAUGUUGCCCUUGCCCAUCUCCAAGGAGAGGUCCCUCUUGCCAGGAGACAUUGGCUGCCGCCUGCUGCCAGGCAGCCAGCAGAAGUCUCUCACUGUGGUGACAAUCCCAGCCGAGCAGCAGCCCUUGCAGUCCGGCAUCCCUCAGGAGGGAGGCGACGAAGAUCAAGACAGGAGGGGCAUUGCGAAAAGCUCCACCUGGUCGGGGGUUUGCACCGUCAUCCUGGUGGCCUGCGUCCUGGUUUUCCUCCUUGGGAUUGUCCUACACAACAUGUCGUGCAUUUCCAAGCGUUUCACUGUGAUCUCCUGCGGCUGA
Messenger RNA from Podarcis lilfordi (Lilford's wall lizard), 612 nucleotides. The record is from the annotation of a GenBank genome assembly. Lineage: Eukaryota; Metazoa; Chordata; Lepidosauria; Squamata; Lacertidae.